This is a messenger RNA of Diaporthe batatas, 1041 nucleotides long. RefSeq lists its product as uncharacterized. The transcript is spliced from 3 exons. The coding region runs from base 1 to 1041 and encodes 346 amino acids. The record is from RefSeq and is a predicted model, not a curated record. Lineage: Eukaryota; Fungi; Ascomycota; Sordariomycetes; Diaporthales; Diaporthaceae.
AUGGAAGUUCAUAUUCGACGCGGCGAGGUUGAUCGGAACGCUAUCCUCGUACCGCAGGAAGCUGAAGCAUUGCCGGUUCGCAGCCGUUGUGACUUGCUCUGGACGAUGCUGAGGGAUAGUCAUGUUGACGCAGGUCAACAAGACGAGCCAAGCGAGGAGUCUUCAAACAACUUGGAGGAAGCUUCAGCAGGUCUGUUUCCUAAUGUUGACCAGAAGCUAUUUGAAAUCGUGGCCAAGGGGCAUACCUCCUCCCCAGAUGGUACUGGCAGGCCCGUUGCGGUUGCGGAUCGCGCAAGGGUGCUAGAAUGGAAUACUUCUGUCUGGGAUGAUAAUAAGUGGCCAGGAAUCACUCUCUCGCUUGGCAAUCUUGCUCGACCGUGUAUUGGACCAAGUGCAUCUAGGGGCUUUAUGUUGCGAGAGAAGUGCCCGUACGAUGCAACCAUCGACCUCGACACCGCGCGCCUAGUUCCGGCGUUCGGCUCUGUCUCUGAAUCAGAGAGGCUACCAUCCAAACUGCGACUCGAUAAUCGCUGUAUCACUUGCUAUUCACGUGUCCAACUUGAGUCCUUCUUCAAAACUCAUGGCGUACCGGUCCUCGAAAAGGUCACAGCUCAAUGCAAUGUCCUUGGUUGUCGGCAAGAGUCCUUUCAAAAUUUCGGAAAGUGCGUCGACCAUUCGUUCGGGGCUGUAAUAGCCAACCGUAACAUGGAACGUGACAAGCAGAUGGCUACAGUCGCAUCUUGUCGAGCAACGCUGGAGGUCUUGAUGCAAGAGCCAUGGGCCUGUCCAGCUAAGUACGACAUCGUAUCCAGGCGGACCUCCGAGAUACAACAGCACAAACGAUCUGGCGAAACUUGUCGCAGCUGGCAUCACCCCAGACACGAUCUUCAUAGUUUGGCAUUACGCAAAAACGGACCUACAAAUUUUGAGAGACUUCUUGGAAGCAGAGGGCCAUACCGGGAUUCUGCCCAAAGACAAGAACUGCAUUUCGCUACUGAAGCCCUUCCAGGACAAUCUGAAGGUGGCCCCAAACGGCCUUAA